ACAGGCUGAAAUAAGUUUUCCUUGUGCAACUAAGAAGCCACUUUUUUCGGUUUUCUUUCUUUUCUUCUUAUUCCGGAGUAACUUAAAAAAAUAGACGAAUUUUACCUCCGAUGUCUUCCCUCUAACUAUAAUGAAAGGUUAAAAAUAGAAAGCCUCAAAUGAUACGAUGUUUGAUGUUUUCGCCCAGAACACCUGCAGAAGGGUGGGAAAAAGUCCGAAUUUUGUUGUCACCUCCAGAAAGCCUAAAACGAAAAAGAAAGCCCGAAACAGGAAAUUAACAAAAGGUGAACAUAGUAUUAACAAACAGAAAAGAGCAUUUAACAAAAAAGAAAAAAGGGGGAAAUAAAGCUGGAGCGUAGAGACAGAUGUCAUACAGCUGGAGCGAUUAGUUUAAUAGAUGGUCAGUCGAAGUGAAGACGGUUGAGAAUGCGUUUAUUGCAGUCCUCUGGCAUUUAAGGGAAAAUAUCCAACGGCAGAUGACGAAUUAUAUUUAUUUUCUUCUGUUAGAAAUUUUGUUCAUUUUUGACAUGUUUCUAAUUUUUAUUUAUUCUUAAACAUUUUUUCUUUUCUUCUAGUUUCUCAUGUUGAUAGUAAAACCUUUGUUUAUAGAGAAGAAAAAAUCAUAGCCUGAAAUAUUUGUAAUGGUAGCAGUAACGAAAAGAUACUAAAAUAAUUGCAUUCUUCGGGAUAUAAAAGAAAAUACAAUAAAAUUGAUUUACACACGGUGAUUAAAAACUGUUAAAACUGAUUGUGUACCUUUUUCUGCCAUUAAACGUGCGACAUUUUUAUUUGUUUUAUGAAGAUCGAUUAUGCAUCGGUUUGUCUGAAAUGGUAGUGAAACAUUUCUCUGUAUUUCAUGAUUUCAGUGAUUAAUGAAUUUCAAAGAUUUAACAUGCGUCUCAAUAAACUCAGCCUUUCUCCUGAAAUAAUCAGUGUUUCUACACUACAAUUUCUGUCUUCUCUCCUCUUGCUUUUCCAACUGAAAUAUUGUCAAUGAAGCACUCUGUUCCACUGCCAUCUAGCAUAUUGUUCUCCUAUGAAAAAUGCAUUAAAGAUGCACCAUGGAUGACAAUGUUUCACUGAUUUCCAGUUCACUUUUCGCUGUUUCACCUCAUUUAUUUUCUUCGGCUAUAGGGGGAAAAUUGCGACAAUUAUAAGCUUUUAUACAGCAAAGAAGAUAAAAAAAAUUAUCCUAAAUUAAUUUAACUUAAUCUCAUCAAUCACUGUUAUCAUGCAGGUUUCGGCACCAUGAUGUGUGUUGUCAUUGUCGGCUGUAAUUUGGCAGUGGUAGGCGCCCUUUGCCGGCUAAGCCCUGAAAGCAACAAGGCACGGCGAACGACAGUAACUCGAGACCACAAGGAGCUUGCAUUCAACCACACAACACAAGAAGAGCUGUCCUUCGCCAAACUUAUGGUGGUACUUUGCGUCUUCUUCGUCGCCUGCUGGUUGCCACAAAUGAUGACCAUCAUCAUCGCCCAGGCAAAGCCGAAUCUGAAAGACCAUCCUUUCUUUAGGAUAGCAGACGUCUGCACAGCGCUGAACUUCAUUCUGGAUCCCAUUGUGUACGUCCUGUCCCGUCGUCCUCACAGAAGAGGUCUCAGACGACUCUUGAAACCCAUCUGCCACCAUUGUUGGUCCCAGCCGGAUAUAUCCAGUAUCACAGGAUCCAAUAGCCAAGGUACGAAAGCCAGGGAUCUGUAUUUACUGUCCAAGUUUCCGGAUAUCCAGAGAAACAGAGUGUGGUCACCCAGCAGUUUGAAACGAAGUUUGGGUGAAGGCCAAGAGAUGUCACGCCGAUGAACCUUCAAAAAGCAGUUUUUCCCCAUUCUGGAUAAAAGUGCUGUCAAUUUUUUAUCACUGAAAGAACAACUGGCUAAUUGGCAGACACUGAGGCACCAAAAGAGAAGCUUCAGCUGCAUUGUUCACCAAGCUAAGAACUGAAAAUCCAUAUGUGUGUAAAAUGCAUGAAAAGAUCUAAGUGUUUUAACGUAAACGUUGUACAAAAUCUCUCAUUUUAUGUAUGUGAUUUUGUUUCAAAAAUAUAUGUGCGUUUUCUGGACGGGGAUGAGAUUUUUAAUUCUU
Molecule: messenger RNA, 2082 nt
Organism: Stegodyphus dumicola
Lineage: Eukaryota; Metazoa; Arthropoda; Arachnida; Araneae; Eresidae
Product: prostaglandin E2 receptor EP3 subtype-like
Biological process (GO): adenylate cyclase-activating G protein-coupled receptor signaling pathway; positive regulation of cytosolic calcium ion concentration; inflammatory response
Cellular component (GO): plasma membrane
Molecular function (GO): G protein-coupled receptor activity
Source: RefSeq, a predicted model, not a curated record